Messenger RNA from Brassica oleracea var. oleracea, 2160 nucleotides. RefSeq lists its product as uncharacterized. The transcript is spliced from 2 exons. NCBI's taxonomy places the organism in Eukaryota, Viridiplantae, Streptophyta, Magnoliopsida, Brassicales, Brassicaceae. Bases 1313 to 1744 code for a protein of 143 amino acids. The record is from RefSeq and is a predicted model, not a curated record.
AAACAUUCGGUUACACGCAUACAAUAACGACAUUGUCUGAAGUCAAGAGUCGACGAGGUAACAAGUACCACCCGAAGCCAAGAGCCGGCGAGGUAACAAGUACCACCCGGAGCCAAAAGAUAAACAUAACACACUCUUAAAGUUAAUAUAUAACCAUGAAAAAGGAGACAAAAGUCAGAAGAGUGAUAACCAAGCUUCAGCAAGGAAUGCUCAACCAUGCACUCGAAGAUGAACUUACCUAGCGAGACCUCAUCAACCACUAACACCAGUAGAAAGGAGUAACAAGAAGGACUGGAAGCACACGAACAUCACCAAUACAUAUAACUGAACUAAAAGAGGUUAGAAUCUUUAACCGUCGCUGUAAACACCCUUCAAUCCCAACUAAGUCUCGCCAUUGGACCUUGAAAGAGUUCUCCACGCGCCUCAUACGCACCAUCAUACCAUCACCCUAAGGCAAAGCCUAAGAAAGCUUCCCGACUACGUCUUAUUCAACAGCCGGUAACUAGAUAAAAACCACUCCAAAUCCAACAUUAACACGAGCAAAUCAGCGGCAAUCGACCAUCACUGAAGCAAAAACUCCAGAAAAAACCUCUAUCUCCUUUCGAUCCUCUCAAACACUAGAAAUGGUCUCGCAAAGUGAAACAACUCUUUGACCCCUAAAAUUAGACCUCUAGACACACAGUACUUACUAACACAAUGGCGACAAGCCAAAAUCGGCAAACAAUACAACUCAAGCUAAUGGGCCCUAAUGAUAAGCGUGACGUUCUUGGCCAAACAUCAAAAUCCGCCGAAGGCGCACACCGAGAAGGACUCACUACCACCGGCUUUCACUACUCCGUUCCUCAGCCACAAAACGAACACGAAGUCCGACUGAAAGUGCGGGUUCGGUAAUGGACACGAGCUGGUUUAACAGAUUCAGAAGUGUGGAUCUCGAACCGCCGGGAUGAGACCGAAGUCACUUUCCGGACGCUGGGACGUCGCCCUUGAUGCAUGUUGUCACCGAGAGCCAGUAGACAAACCUCUGUACACAAAUCGUCGGUCCUCUCCUCUGUUUUGCUCACCGCUCCGCGGGACCAGAGAACUAAGGUGGGAGGCGUCUUGCUAAGACCGAGACGGAUUCGCCGUAGAUCUGAAAUUGGGAAACUAGGUCUGGCAAACCCAAACCCUAAAAGCCGACUCCCUCCCCUUCUACCGUUCGACCAGCCUCGCUGCUACUCCAAGGAUAGCCUGAGCCUUACGUCGUCGCCCACCCAAAGUGGAUCUCCGACUUGACCCGACAAAACCAGAGUCGCAAGCAUAUCGGCAAGGGAAGAUGCUUCGAGGGAGAGAGCAAAAAGAAAAAGAGAGGAGAUUGUUUCUUGAGCGAUCCUUCGGUCUGAGCCAGAGCUUGGGGAUGCGAAAUCACGCGCGUAAUGCAGUCUGCACGGACUCCGGGGAAAGCAAGGAGUCAGUCGUGGACAGGGAUCUGAACCUGACCGACGAUGUGGAGAAGGUGACGGAGGAGGAGAUCGUAGUUUCUGUGAAUCGAACCUCCGAGAGAAUUCUCCACCGGGAGGACGGCACGAUCCGCGAUCCAGAGCUCCACCGCCUGAAACGCGACGUCGAAUUGAUCACACGGGAUAGCUUCAGAGUUCGGGUAAGAUUUUCCGGCGGCAGCUUCGGAGUACGAGCCGGGAACUCCUUGGUACGCGACAUGGAGGGUGGAUCCAUGAGACGGCGCCGGCGAGAGAUCUGUGUUUGUUAACGGAUGAACCAAUCCAGGCUUUACUUUCCGUUCUUCGUCUCUGACGGAACGAGGCUGAGAUUGACAGAGCCGUUACUUGCUUUAAUCAUGCAAAGCGAUUUCAGAGCUUCUUACUCAGUUUUCGCCGCUGGAACUAGAUUGGAUGUGCUGUUCUCCAUGUACCUCAGAUUUAUAAGCAAAUCUACAACCUGUUCUGAUAUUUCUGUUGAAUUGCAGGUUAUGGCUUUGAAAGAAAGAGGACAGAUUAAUCUAUGAGGAAGCAAAAGCCACAACCAAGUUCUUUAUUUCUUGAUCAAAAACAUCUUAUAUCCUAUGUGAUAACCUGAAGAACAUAUAAUUUUUUUUGCAUGAUUUGGCAUGUGGACUAAUUAACAUAUUUUAAUGAUUCGACAAUUAGUGAUGCAGUAAGUAAUUCU